Molecule: messenger RNA, 1871 nt
Organism: Coccidioides immitis RS
Lineage: Eukaryota; Fungi; Ascomycota; Eurotiomycetes; Onygenales; Onygenaceae
Product: cytochrome P450 sterol C-22 desaturase
Exons: 3
Coding region: 177-1871 (564 amino acids)
Biological process (GO): sterol metabolic process
Molecular function (GO): oxidoreductase activity, acting on paired donors, with incorporation or reduction of molecular oxygen; monooxygenase activity; heme binding
Source: RefSeq, a predicted model, not a curated record
UGUCAUCCAUCACCGGGCUCACUGUCUGCUCAUCGCGUGCCCAGGUCCAUCUCUCACGCACUCAGUCGCUCACAUACUCUCCUUUCUCUUGCUAAGGGUGGACGGGUUUUUCGUGAAUCGGCUGGAGCUUGGAUAUUCCCCUCUGAAGUGCCCCUUUUUCUUCCGCCCUCACCACAAUGGCGAGCGUCGCGGGAAAUAUGGCAUCGCCAUCUGCGGAUGCAUCUCUAGCUUCAAUGGCUUCGGACCCAUCCAGCUUCGUGAUGGGCAUUUACAGCCGUUUCACCGGCUGGUCGGCCUUACUGGCUCUAUUCAUGUUCCUCGUCGCCUACGAUCAGAUCAAAUAUAUCUGGCUGAAGGGUUCAAUCGUCGGUCCAAGAUUUAAGAUUCCCUUCAUGGGCCCCUUCCUAGAGUCGGUCAAUCCGAAGUUUACAGAAUACAAGGCGAAAUGGGCCAGCGGCGAAUUGAGCUGUGUCUCUGUCUUCCACAAGUUCGUCGUGAUCGCGUCAACUCGAGACAUGGCCCGAAAGGUCUUCAAUUCUCCUGCAUACGUCAAGCCGUGCGUAGUGGACUCUGCGCACAAGCUGUUAGGCAAGACAAACUGGGUCUUUUUGGAUGGCAAGGAGCAUGUUGAAUACCGCAAGGGUCUCAAUGGCCUGUUCACCCGCUCCGCAUUGUCCGUGUAUAUGCCGCAAUUGGAUGACGUCUACGAGAAAUACUUUAAGCUCUUCCUGGAAGAAUCGAAGAAGAACAACUUCAAGCCUAUUCCUUGGAUGCCGUACUUGCGUGAAUUGAUGUGUGCACUCUCCUGCCGGACCUUCGUUGGACACUACAUGACUGAAGCAGCCGUCAAGAAGAUCGCCGACGACUACUAUCUUAUCACUGCUGCGUUGGAAUUAGUCAAUUUCCCCAUCAUUCUACCUUUCACGAAAUCAUGGUACGGAAAGAAGGCUGCCGAUAUGGUCUUGGAUGAGUUUAGCAAAUGCGCCGCUAAGAGCAAAGUCCGAAUGGCUGCGGGGGGAGAGGUUACCUGCAUCAUGGACGCUUGGAUCAAGCAGAUGUUGGAUUCCGCCAAAUACCGCGAAAAGAUUGCAAAGGGCAUCCAGGUCGAUGACUCCGAGAAGCCAAGUCACAUCCUGCGGGAUUUCUCCGACUACGAAAUUGCGCAGACCGUCUUCACCUUCCUGUUCGCUUCGCAAGAUGCUACAUCUAGUGCCAGCACCUGGCUCUUCCAGCUUAUGGCCAAUCGUCCAGAUGUCCUUGACAAGGUCAGAGAAGAAAACUUGGCUGUGAGAAAUGGUGAUCGGAAUGGUAAAAUCACGAUGGACCUUCUUGAUCAAUUGCAAUACACCCGAGCUGUGGUCAGGGAAACCCUCCGAUACCGACCUCCUGUGAUCAUGGUUCCAUAUAUGACCAAAAAGGACUUCCCUAUCACCCCUAACUAUACGCUUCCCAAGGGCUGCAUGAUCGUCCCAUCCGUCUGGCCUGCAACCCAUGAUCCUGAUGCUUAUCCAAACCCCGAGACUUUUGAUCCGGAUCGAUGGAUUUCCGGCGAUGCUGACAAGGCUGCUAAGAAUUUCUUGGUGUUUGGCACCGGCCCUCACUACUGCCUUGGACAAACAUAUGCUCAGCUGAACCUUAUGGCUAUGAUUGGCAAGGCUAGUAUGAUGAUGGACUGGGAGCAUCAUGCUACUCCUAUCUCAGAAGACAUCAAGGUCUUUGCUACCAUCUUCCCUCAGGUUAGUAUCUGUCGCAUUCUCAGAUCCACAUGGAAUCUCCCAACUAACGUAGAAAUCAGGAUGAUUGCCCACUUGUUUUCCGCCCCAGACCAUGAACGACCAAAACCUCCCAAAAGCACUGAAAUGACUUCAUGA